AUGUCGAAAAAGAGAGUCAAAUUAGAUAUAGAUUACCUUGAAAAGAAAAAGAAAGAAUUAGCAGAGAAAUUGAAAGAACUAAAAAGAAAGGUGAAUAAUCUAUCGUCCGAGGAGGAAGAGGAAAAUUCACACGAAAGUUCAACUGACGAUAAUGAUGAAAUCAAAAUUAGUGAGGAGGAGAAUAAGGAAGAUGAUCAGGAAGAAGUAAACGAAGGUAAAAAUAAGAAUGUGAAAUACGGCUCAAGAAAAAACUUGAGGAGUGAUAUCAAAGCAAUCCUUGGCAAUCCCAACGCAUCUAAAGCUUUGGAUUUACCAAUUUAUACAGAAUUACUCGAAAGUUGGAAAUUCUAUAUGGCUAAAGGCUUACCACAAGAUGAGAAAGAAAAGUUGUUAUCAAAAUACGCAUCACCAGAAGCUCUCCAGGCACCAAAACUUAAUGAACAAAUUAUUGCUAAAAUUAGUGAGAAGUCAGUUAAAAAGGACACAUACAGAAUUGAAUCUCAAAAAGUGAUCAGCUUAGCACUCACAGCCAUCAGCGCUGCAAUUAGCAUGGUAAACGAUGCAAAUGAAGAUGAAGGAGUUGAUCCAAUCAGUUUUGUAGAAAGACUCACAGAUGCAGCAAAGUUGUUAUCACACGCACAAUUUCAACAAACUGAGUCUCGGAGAGCCUGCAUAAUACCUCUUUUUCAGAAAAACAUAAGAGAGGUACUGAAAUCUACAACACCAGACCAGUCCCUGUUUGGAAAUGAAUUAACAAAUGUACUCAAACAGAUGAAAGAGGCAGAGGUUUUACUUGAAAAUAAAAAAACCAUUUGCGAGUAUAGAGGGCAAUUCAGGUGCACCAACACAGGGCCGACCAAGAUUGUUCUUCAGAGGCUCCAGAGGGAGAAACUCCAACCGAGGCAUAAACCAGAACAGGUACAACAACAACAACAGGUCGAGAAACAAAUCUUACCACAACAAGAAUUAAAUGUAAGUCUCAAAAUAGGUGGUAGACUAAAAAUGUAUUAUAAUGAAUGGUCAGAAAUAACGAAUAGUAAAUUCAUACUGAAGUGCAUAGAAGGUUAUGAAAUACCAUUGUGGAAAAUGCCAAAGCAAAAAUAUUUUGAAAACAGAAGUAUUAAAGACCCCAAUGUAAUAAAUAGAACAAAACAAGCUAUUGAUGAAUUGGAAAAGAAAGGGGCAAUUGUAUUAUCAAAAAGUUAUAAAAAUCAAUUUUUAUCUUCAUAUUUUCUUGCACGCAAACCAAAUGGUGCAUACAGAUUCAUUUUAAAUUUAAAAAAAUUGAACAAAUUUAUAAAAACAAUUCACUUCAAACUCGAAGAUUUGAAAACAGUGAUCAAAACAGUUGCAAAAGGUGAUUUUAUGGCAUCUAUAGAUAUGCAAGACGCGUAUUUUCUCGUUCCCAUUCAUUAUAAGAGUCAAAAAUUCCUAAUGUUUAAAUUUCAAGGAAAAUUAUACCGCUUCAAGUGCCUACCAUUUGGUUUGAGUACCUGCCCAUAUAUAUUCACAAAAAUUGUCAAACCAGUAAGUCAGAAACUAAGAACAGCCGGGUUUGUGUCAAACGUAUAUUUAGAUGAUUGGUUAUGUAUUGGAAAGAAAUACAAAGAAUGUGAAAAUAACGUUUUAAACACAAUAAGUCUAUUAGAAAGAUUAGGAUGUGUUAUGAAUUAUAAGAAAAGCAAUCUUAUACCUAGCAAGGUUUGCACAUACUUAGGUGUCUUAGUAAAAUCAGAAGACUGCGUUAUAGAAUUAACUAAUAAAAAGAAAGAGAAUAUAUUGAAAAUCUUACAACGAUUUAAGAAAUUAAGCGCUUGUAGAAUUCUAGAAUUUGCAAAAAUGUUAGGCAAAUUGGUAGCGGCUUGCAUAGCUGUGGAAUACGGGUGGCUUUACACAAAGCUUAUGGAGAGAGAUAAACUCAGAGCAUUAAAUAAAUCACGAGGUUCAUAUUUAGGACAUAUGACAAUUUCAAAAGACGUCCUUCGAGACAUAGAGUGGUGGAUAAAAACAUUACCAAAUGCACAAAAAUGUUUUAAACAAAGGAAAAUAAAAAAGGUUAUCUACACAGAUGCCUCAGAUAAUGGCUGGGGCGCGACAGACAACACCACUGACAUUUUUGGUUUUUGGAAUGAUACAGAAAUCGAAUACCACAUUAACUAUAAAGAAUUACUUACAGUGAAACUAGCCUUAAAUACAAUAGCAGAUAAAAUAGAAAAUUGUUCCAUUUUAUUACGCAUAGAUAAUACUACAGCUAUUGCAUACAUAAAUCGAAUGGGCGGUGUAAGGUUUCAACGUUAUAAUUUAUUAGCUAGAAAAAUAUGGCAAUGGGCAGAAAUAAGAAACAUUCAUUUAAUUGCUUCCUAUAUUCCGUCCAGAGAAAAUGCAGAAGCUGAUAGAUUAUCACGCGUUAAGAAUCCCGAUACAGAAUGGGAAUUGAAUGAAAAAGAGUUCAAUAUUAUAACAAAAAAAUUUGGAAACCCAUCUAUAGAUUUAUUUGCUUUUAAUAAGAACUUUAAAUGCAACACAUAUAUUUCACGUUUUCCAGAUACAAAAGCUUGGCAAAUAGAUGCGUUUACAGAAAAAAUCCCGUCCGAAGAUAAAGAAGUUAAUUCUAAUGGCAGCGAUUGUAUCAGGGAAGCGUUAACAAAAAAAGACGUACCAGAGGAAUCCUUAGACACAAUGCUUUCAUCACUCAGUAAAUCCACACAGAAGCAUUAUAGAGUAUCGUUAAGGAAAUGGUUACAAUUCUGUGAAAAAGAAAAAGUUGAUCUAAAUAUGCCAAAAUCAAGCCAAAUAAUUGCCUUCUUAACAAAAAGAUAUAACGAAGGUUGUUCAUAUAGUAACUUAAAUACAGAUAGAAGCGCUAUUUCUUUGAUAUCAUUAAAUAACAUAGGAGAAGAUAAGUUAACUAAACCAAGAAAAUAUGAUCACAAGAAUUGUUAUAAGGAAGAGAAAGAACCUAAGCCUGGUCGUCAAAAUCCCCCGUUCGGUGGUUCCUAA
This is a messenger RNA of Phymastichus coffea, 3000 nucleotides long. RefSeq lists its product as uncharacterized. Gene Ontology annotation, biological process: DNA integration. The transcript has 5 exons. NCBI's taxonomy places the organism in Eukaryota, Metazoa, Arthropoda, Insecta, Hymenoptera, Eulophidae. Gene Ontology annotation, molecular function: DNA binding. The record is from RefSeq and is a predicted model, not a curated record. Bases 1 to 3000 code for a protein of 999 amino acids.